Messenger RNA from Mesocestoides corti, 463 nucleotides. The record is from the annotation of a GenBank genome assembly. Lineage: Eukaryota; Metazoa; Platyhelminthes; Cestoda; Cyclophyllidea; Mesocestoididae.
GUAUAGCACCGAACAAAUGUUUGACAUCAUAUCUGAGGUCGAACACUAUUCGGAGUUUUUGCCGUGGUGUCUGAAAUCAGACACAAUACAAACGCACCCAACCAAGGGUAGGCUUUGCCGCUUGACUGUCGGUUUCUUUCCACUUGAGGAGAGCUACGAUUCAUGGGUAACUGUCACUCGGCCAGUACAUGUUAAGUCGGUAGCUACUAACAGCGAUCUCUUCGAACACUUGAUCAAUGAAUGGCAUCUACACCCGGGCCUGGCUAAUAAUAAACAAACGUGCACCGUCGAGUUAUUGGUUGAUUUUAAAUUUCGGUCGAAGCUACAUUCCCGAAUUUCCAGCCUAUUCUUUGAUCAGGUUGUCAAUACAAUGGUAUGUGCCUUUCUUAGUCGCGCCAAUACACUCCACGGACCAGGGUCAAUUCCCAGGCAGUCUCCCAAGAUUUUAGAAUACAUGAAGUAA